AUGCCGGUGUGGUGCACCGACUACCCAAUCAGGAUGGUCGUUAAAUGCAAGAAGUUUGACCGGCAGCUUUUCGAGUCCGUCCUCAAGCGUCGCUUCUUCUUCACUGAGGCAUUUGAGAUCUACCGGUUGUCUCCAAACUUCAAAGGUGACAACCGUGGGCUCUUUGACUAUGCCACCCCAGGAUGCGCCCUGCAAACCAAUAUCGUGGACAUGUGGAGGAAGCACUUCGUUCUUGAGGAGAACAUGCUGGAAUUGGAUUGCACUGUCAUCACACCCGAGCUUGUGCUGAAGACAAGCGGGCAUGUUGACAAGUUGACGGACUGGAUGUGCAAGGACCCGAUCAAAGGCGAGCAUCCCUAA
This is a messenger RNA of Chaetomium globosum CBS 148.51, 360 nucleotides long. RefSeq lists its product as uncharacterized. Gene Ontology annotation, molecular function: glycine-tRNA ligase activity. The record is from RefSeq and is a predicted model, not a curated record. Gene Ontology annotation, biological process: mitochondrial glycyl-tRNA aminoacylation. Gene Ontology annotation, cellular component: cytoplasm; mitochondrion. The transcript has 2 exons. Bases 1 to 360 code for a protein of 119 amino acids. NCBI's taxonomy places the organism in Eukaryota, Fungi, Ascomycota, Sordariomycetes, Sordariales, Chaetomiaceae.